GGGUACCCGCGAUGAGAAAUCAACGGACAAUAACCGAUUUACCUCUCGAAGUCCUCGAUCUAAUAUUCAAGAACUUGCGAAACCUGAGGGACAAACUUCGACUGGCACAAGUUCAUGAACACCUGGGAAAAGGAUUUGCCUACCACAGCCGCAAUGAUUACAAGAGGUUCUGCCCAAAAAUAUAUUUUCCGGUGCGGCUAUAUCGCGUUCUUCUGGCGGAAUGCGGCCCCUCAAUUGUGGAGUUCACCUGUGGAUCUGAUACCUGGAGCGAUCUGUUGGCCAAGUCAAUUGCGAAGCACUGCCCCAACCUGGAAUCGGUGAACAUUAGUGUUUCAUUGAGGAACAGUAUGAGUGUGCAAACAUUUCUGCUCAAUAUGGCAAAUUCACUAAUUUCGGUUGAAAUAAAACUCAACGAUAAUUGCCAAUCGCCGAGGAUCCUUAAUGCAGUGGCAGAACUAAAAAACUUGAGAAAACUGUUGUAUGAAGGAUACAUGGACAGAGGAGUUAACCAGCUACACAAACUAGUUGCUAUGGAGGAGCUAAGACUCGACUAUCAAGGAAGGGGAUACAGAUGUAGAUCGGUUAACUUGCUCCAGAUUUGUGGACCAAUGACGAAUCUCCGCUGUUUGACUGUGACCAAUAUAUGUAUAUUUCCGGCAGAAGGGUUUCACUCCAUGAUAUGGCCAAACUUGAAAGACUUAAAAAUGCAGAAUUGCGAAAUCUCCUCAGUGAUACCCGAUUGUCCGAAGCUCAAAACCGUUUGUUUGAAAUUUUGCAAGUGUAGAAUCAGAGGCUAUGUCUGUAGCUUUAUUCUGAAGAACGGCAAGAAUAUCGAGGAAAUCGAUGAGAGCUGUGAGCCCGCACCAUUCGAUGGUCACAGUUUUCUUGAAGUGAUUCGAAAUUGUCGGAAAUUGCAAUUAUUUUCCACUCCCAUGGGUGGUAUCAAAAUAUACCAAGCACUCGUUUCGUCUUUGGUGGAUAUUCUGAAGGAAAAUGAAAUGGCGCGAAAGGAACCCUUCGAACUAAUAUUGUACUGCCGAGACAAGCUAAGAUGGAUUCGCCGAUUUCUACAUCGGACUUCUUAUCCUCAAGUGAUCCAUACGCUUUAUCUGUAUAAGUUCUGAUAGUUUAAAAAUUGUGUCUAUAAGAAUUUUAUAAAUCAUUUUUGAUCAAUUAAAAACCUAUUUUAGCUUCAUGUUUAAUGGUUUAAGGAAAUAAAAUGAUAAAUUUAAUGUGAAUGAAAUUGUACAGUAAACUAAUUAAUAUUAUACCAAAACUAAAUUGUAAAUUAAAAUUUAAGU
Drosophila rhopaloa is the source of this 1301-nucleotide messenger RNA. RefSeq lists its product as uncharacterized. Bases 12 to 1124 code for a protein of 370 amino acids. Lineage: Eukaryota; Metazoa; Arthropoda; Insecta; Diptera; Drosophilidae. The transcript has 3 exons. The record is from RefSeq and is a predicted model, not a curated record.